Molecule: messenger RNA, 1840 nt
Organism: Sphaerodactylus townsendi
Lineage: Eukaryota; Metazoa; Chordata; Lepidosauria; Squamata; Sphaerodactylidae
Gene: PPP1R27
Product: protein phosphatase 1 regulatory subunit 27
Exons: 3
Coding region: 705-1157 (150 amino acids)
Molecular function (GO): phosphatase binding
Source: RefSeq, a predicted model, not a curated record
GACUCACAGUAUCAGACUCUCCUUCACAGUAUCAGACUCUCCUUCACCAUGCAACUUUCUAACUCCUGAAAGCUGGUGAUUACUGUUUGUUUCUCUUCCCUUCCAAGUUACUGUGUACAUCAAAUUCUGGAAGGUCAUUAAAUGGUUGCCAAUUGAGUUCCUGAAACCAGCACAAACACUGGGUUUUGCAAUUACUGUUUUGCAAAAUCUGAGGCUGCUGUGUGCUGUUAUGUGCACAUGCAGACUGUGGAACAGGCUUGACCUGAUGGUGAUCGCACAUCGACAGGUGGGCUGUAAGCUGAGACUCUGACUUGUGCCCGACAGGGGGAGGCUAGAGGGCAGGGUGGCUCAGUUACAAAAUCGCAUGGCAAAAUCGCAUGAGCUGAGCAUCCUUAAAAUAGCUGGAGGGAAGCUAUAUAACAGGAGGCACCACUAGAAACAGCCAGUCCUCAACAAGAGAUCAUUACAUCUGUGCAGUCCUGUUCAAGAAGGACAGAACACCAUAGCAAUCCUCCUCCUUGGUCUCUUAGCUGUUAGAGUGGAGAGGACCAUUUCAGAUCCAAGAGUCUGUUGUGUUUUGACACGUCAAAGGAGCUUAUAUCUGUGGGGUACUGUGCCUUUUCUUGCCCCUGAACACUGUUCCUCAGCCUUUUUGCCCUGCAGAUUCCUCGUUCUUCCUCUUGGUUCUAUAGCACUCUGCCACCAUGAAGUAUUACUAUCCAGCUGCACCCCCCAGGUACAGGAGAUACACAAGAGGCCUGAAGACUGUGCGUUUUUCCAAUGAUGUUAUCUUCCAGGACAAUAUCCGCCAAGGUGACCUGGAGCAGGUGGGGCGUUUCAUCCGUGCCAGGAAAGUUACCUUGGACACUAUCUACCCCUCUGGAAUGGCUGCCCUCCACGAAGCUGUGCUUUCUGGGAAUCUUGAUUGCGUUAAGCUCUUAGUGAAAUAUGGUGCUGACAUCCAUCAGAAAGAUGAGGACGGCUGGACACCGCUGCACAUUGCCUGCAGUGACGGCCAUGCUGACAUUGCAAGAUACCUCAUCUCUCUUGGGGCCAAACUAGAUGUCACCAAUGAUGAAGGGGAGAAGCCAUCUGACCUUAUUGACCCUGAAUACAAGGACCUUGUGGAACUUUUCAAAGCAACUCGAGUGGACUGAAUGUAUACUCUCAGUUCUUUGCUACAUGGAAUCCAGUCUCUCUGGCAGGCAGGAAGAUCUGUUGGGUACUGGAAAGAGGCUUGCAAAGUUGACAUUAGAUGGUACUAGACUGGCUACGGAAACUGUGGCCUCCAAAAGAGGUCAUAGUUUGAUUGCAAUAUGUGUGUAAAAGACCAGCUACUUAAGGGGUACUCAGAGAGCUAUGCUUGGGAUAUCCCAUUCAAAGUGAAAUACAUUUUUUUAUGACCCACUGCUUGGUACCUGCGAGGGUCAGCCUUUGGCUUAAAUGGUUAUAACGAAGAGGGCAUACAAGUCCUGCCAUCACUGUUGUGCAAGAGGUUCACAAAGGUGGUGGUGAGUUAAACUGGACUGGGUAACCAAUUUGUAAAGCAUACAUCUUCCAAUACACGUUUGCCUUUACUCUGAUCUUGAAUCACAGCAACAUUGAAGCUAUUUUCUUGACAGCUACAGCCACUCCCAAGAUGAAUCCUUGUGCAAUUAUCCUACAGAGAAAAUAGACCCAACUUCAAGCUGGUGCUGUAAAUAUGGAUGAUCCAAGCACUGUUGUGUAUAGUCUUAUUUUCCAUGUUUGUGCAUCCUAGGCUUGCUUUUCUACUGUAUUUUUUAUGUGAUUCCAAAACAGCCUUUUAUUUUUACAAUAAAGUAAUUCCUAAACUCUUGUA